Messenger RNA from Sciurus carolinensis (gray squirrel), 939 nucleotides. RefSeq names its product vomeronasal type-1 receptor 4-like. The transcript has a single exon. Lineage: Eukaryota; Metazoa; Chordata; Mammalia; Rodentia; Sciuridae. Gene Ontology annotation, cellular component: membrane. Gene Ontology annotation, molecular function: pheromone receptor activity. Bases 1 to 939 code for a protein of 312 amino acids. Gene Ontology annotation, biological process: G protein-coupled receptor signaling pathway. The record is from RefSeq and is a predicted model, not a curated record.
AUGGCAGCCAGUGAGGUGACUGUAGGAAUCAUCUUACUGUCACAGACUGUGGUAGGAGUUCUGGGCAAUUCCUCUCUCCUCCUCCAUUACCUGGUCCUUUACUUCACUGGGUGCAGGGUAAGACACACAGACUUGAUUCUUCAGCACUUGAUUGUGGCCAACUUAUUAACUCUCCUGUGUAGAGGAAUUCCCCACACAGUGGCAGCUUUCAGUGUAAAAUAUUUUCUCAGUGAUAUUGGAUGCAAACUACUUUUCACUCUUCACAGGAUAGGGAGGGGUGUGUCCAUUUGCAGCACCUGCCUCCUGAGCAUCUUUCAGGCUCUUAAGAUAAGUUCUGGCAACUCCAGGUGGGCAGAGAUUAAAGUGAAAGCUUCCAAGUACAUUGACUCUUUUGUGUACUUGAGCUGGAUCCUGUGCCUCCUUGUAAAUGCUAUUUUUCCUAUGUAUGUGAGUGGAAACAGGAGUAGUACAAAUUUUACCAGCAUGAAAGAUUUUGGGUACUGUUCAGGUGUUCGUCAUGAUACAACCACAGACUCACUGUUUGCAGCAUUGCUCUCAUUCCCUGAUGCUGUGGGUGUAGGGCUCAUGCUCUGGGCCAGCAGCUCCAUGGUGCUCAUCCUGCACAGGCACAAGCAGAGAAUGCAGCAUGUGCACAAGACCAGCUCUUUCAGAUCCUCCCCUGAAUCCAGAGCCACCAAAACCAUCCUCCUCCUGGUGAGCACCUUUGUCUUAUUUUACUCACUUUCCUGCAUCUUUCAAAUUUGUUUGGCUGUUAUUUACCAUCCCAACAGAUUCCUGGUGAGCACAGCUACCCUAGUUGCUGGGUGUUUCCCAGCCAUCAGCCCCUUCCUGCUCAUGAGCAGGGACGCUAAUACAUCCAGGCUCUGCCUAACAUGGAUAAGGAUUGGGAAAACUUCUGAUAUCAUGAGGAAUAUGUAA